AUGUGGCUAGGUGAUCGCGACUACUAUCUGGCCGAACUUAUUCGGUUGGACGGCCGAGGUGACUACACCUCAGAUAGUUGCUGCCAAUGCAACGUCUCUGCUCCUGCUCAGUUCCGAUGCGAUGACUGUUGUGACGUGCAACUAUACUGUCAGGACUGCGUUGUCGUCAACCAUUUGCGGAGCCCCACUCACCGCAUCAAGGAGUGGACAGGCUCAUUUUUCCAGCCUACGUCACUCAAGAAGCUUGGUUUGAGGAUUCAGUUGGGGCAUGCAAUCGGUGAAAACUGUAUCCUCCCUCGCAAGGCAUUUAACGACGACUUCGUACUAAUCGACACCAACGGAAUACAUCAGAUAGCGAUCGACUUCUGUGCCUGUGAAACAUCUCAGACGCAUACCAGGCAGCUCUUGCGCAUGGGUUGGUUCCCCUCAACGUCUGUAGAUCCAAGGACCGCGGCAACUUUCCGAGUCUUGCAGCAUUACCAGAUUCUCUCUUUCGAGUCGAAGGCCUCCGCGUACGAAUUCUAUCACUCACUGGUUCGUAUAUCCGACAAUACUGGUUUGAUUAAGAAGGAUCGCUACGAACCCUUCAUGCGCAUGGUUCGCGAGUGGCGACACUUGAAGAUGCUGAAACGGUUUGGUCGUGGUCACGAUCCAGCCAGUGUGAGUGGUACCAAAGAGGGCGAAUGUGCCGUCCUCUGUCCAGCUUGCCCACAACCUGGCAAGAACCUGCCCUCUGACUGGAAAGAAGCGCCAAAAGCCAAACAAUGGCUGUAUUCAUUAUUUGUAGCUAUCGACGCCAAUUUUCGCUUGAAAAGACGAGCUAUUUCUUCUGACGAAGCAGACCCAAGCCUCUCGAUGGGAUGGUCGUACUUUGUAGAAGAGAAGAAGUUCAAAACUCACCUCAAGGAGCAUUUGUCCCAGACGCAGGAGAGAAGUUCUUGCUCAAACCACAACGCUGUGAAUAUGGCUGAGACGAAGCUAUCGCAGGGUCUUGCAGCCACUGGAGUAGGGACUGUUGAUUGUGCGCGACAUAAUUUCAAGCGCCCAAAUGGUGUCGGGGACCUACAAAAAGGAGAAAAGUACGUUAACAUGGACUAUCUUUUCUUCUCCACACUCCGCAACAACUGUCUCAAUGCUUUGAAUGUGUCCUAUGACAUCGCAUGUCAAUGGCACAAGAACCUAUGGAGUCGCAUGGAGUCGCUACCUGAAUCGCACCACAUAUCCUACUUACGCGUUUUUAUCCGCUUUUUCGUCCCCAAAUUCCACCUUCCGGCGCACAUCAACAAGUGUCAGACGAUGUUCUCUUUUAAUUUCACGCGUUUUGUGGGCCGCACAGAUGGGGAGGCGCCCGAGCGCGGUUGGUCCAAUAUCAAUCCAGUCGCAUCAAGUACAAAGGCAAUGGGACCAGGCUGUCGUAGGGACACUUUAGAUGAUCAUUUUGGCGAUUGGAACUGGAAGAAAGUCGUCGGUUUAGGCGCAUCUCUCAUUCAUAAAAUGCAGGAAGCGGUAACUGAGAAGGCCGAUCACGAGACUGCAUUCCAGGAGUUUAAUGCUGUGAUUUCCUCAGACCAUAGGUCAGCGUGGACGGUCGAAAUGGAGAAAUGGGAGGAAAACCCGAACGACUCGUCUGUCACAAACCCCCUUGAGCGCAAGUCAAUCCAAAUUACGCAAGCUGCAGCCCGUCUGAAACUUGUGGAGAUGGAAGCAUACGAGCUUGCUUGUGGGAUUGACCUAUCCCUGCACCCCAAUAUCUCCCCGAGUGUUCUUAUCGCGUCAGGAUUAGACCUCGAGGAGGAGCAACGUCGCGUGAAAGCAGCAUGCGAAGGGAUGGGUCUCCACAUUUCUGAUACGCAGAAGGGCACGCUCACGCGAAUGAGAAAUGUGUUGCAUCGUAAGAUUGAAACGUGGAGAAGUGCGCAGGUUCUGUACAUGCCUGCAGUACAGAUUCUGAGCUCUACUGCGGUUCCUGCCUAUCAUCAGCCAUCCAAGAAUGCGGAGGAUAUCAGCCUGUGGUUGCCAUCUAGUCUGAAAAGCAAACCGUGCGAUUCCAGACUUCAAGACCACGAAUGGGAUUUGCGGUAUGCCCAGGCCCACGAUGCGCUCGAAGAGCUUCGACAAUGCCUUUGCGUGCACUGCUCUAUGCUCACCUUCAAGCGGGAAUGGGUCCGCGGUCAAGGUUCCAACACUCGUGCUCAGAACGCACUCGCUCGUGUGCACACGCGGCAGGUCGCGUGCACGAAGAGAUAUAGGGUCGCCUGGGAGGCGCUGAAGACCUUGGCACCUCUUUUGACGAAAACGAGAUGGCAAGGACGGCUGCGAGACCUGAAGGAUGAAGAUGUGAAGCCAUUGGUGGACCCUUUCGGCAGAGAGACUGAAGGUCGCCGUCGCCUGACGUGGAUCUGGAUGAUGACGGGGGUGGAUACAGAUGGUGAUGGAGGUGACGUGGACGGAGUCCGCGUGGAAUGGUGCAAGUCACGAGCAAGAGCAAUGCGCUGGACGGAGGAGGUAGAGUUGUUGCACAAGGAGAUGCGAAGGGUGCUGCAGUUUUUAGAUUGGCAAGCAGAGUGGUGGGAUGAGCAGCAGGACCGACGUGACUGCGAGACAAUGGCUGAACAUGAGGGCUUGGUAGCAUACGCCAACAAACAGGCAGACAUUCGACGUCGGCUCGCAUCGCGCUUCAGAUUGCUGUGGGCCGCUCACCUUCCCCAGCCCCCUCCGAGCUUUAUAUCAUGCCCACCCCUGGACAACAUCACGCAAUUCCCCGACCUCAUGCUGCCCGAUCUCCAGUGUAAUGAACCUUCUGUUCCCUUUGGUGCCUAG
Molecule: messenger RNA, 2820 nt
Organism: Suillus plorans
Lineage: Eukaryota; Fungi; Basidiomycota; Agaricomycetes; Boletales; Suillaceae
Exons: 10
Coding region: 1-2820 (939 amino acids)
Source: RefSeq, a predicted model, not a curated record